AGGGGCUUUGCUAAAUUGAGUUGGUUUCUGAUAGUUAGCUACUGUUGUAACUAACUCAUUCUUGUAUUUGUGUAUAAAAAAAAAGACUUUAUUCGUUUUCUUUCUCUGUAAUGAUUGAAUGAAUAAACUCUGCCUUUUCUAUCUCUCUAUUUUCUUCCUCUUCUUCCUAAAAUGAUAUCACAGCCAUGUUAAUCAUGGUGCUCUGUUAUUCGUUUCGUUUAUGAUUACUGGUUUUUCUCUUGAAUCUCUUGUUGUCCAUGGCGCGAGGAAGGAUAAACACUCGAAGCCAGACGACUCAAGGGACUACUUUUGAGGAUUUAAAUCCCUUCUCUGUUCUUGAACCUAAUUCCAGAUCUCAUAACGAUCCUAAUCGUGAUUCGUAUUAUCCCUCCAACAAUGAUCAUCCUAGUGCCAAUUUUGUCCUUAAAAUUCUUACUGAAAGUGAUAAUUAUCACUCAUGGAAGCGUACAAUGACAAUUGCUUUGCUUGCGAGAAAUAAGAUGCAAUUCGUCAAUAGAAAGCUUACUCAACCUGAUGAGGAUGAUGAAGACUAUGAUGCUUGGAAUCGAUGCAACAACCUUGUCGUCUCGUGGUAACUUCACUCUAUAUCACAAGAAAUUUGUGAAAGUAUAAUGUACAUGAAUGUUGCAGCUGAUUUCUAGGAUGAUCUUCAACAAAGGUUUAGACAAAGGAACGCUCCAAGGAUUUUUCAAGCUAACAGAUCAAUGCAGCUACUGAAUCAAGGUGCUAUGGAUGUUACUACCUAUUUAACUCGAAGAAAAGUCCUAUGGGACUUAAUUCAAGAGUAUAGACCACUGCCUCAUUGUCAAUGUGGUGCUAUGAAAAUCAUACAAGGAUAUCAAGAGGAAGACAAGGUCCUUGAGUUUUUGAUAGGAUUGAAUGAGUCUUACAACAAUGUAAGAUCUCAUAUCCUAAUGCAAGAACCACUUCCUAUGAUCAACAGAGCCUAUGCUUCUAUUAUACAAGAAAAAAAGACAAAGAGAGAUUUGUUCUAACAACUCUGAAACCAGCAAAGACUCUAAUACUCUUACUGUUGGAACUUCUAAUGAUCAAUUUGCUAGAAACUCCAAUUUCAACAGAUCUAAAGUCACUUGUUCUCACUGUGGAAUUCUUGGUCAUACCAUGUCCAAGUGCUAUAAGAUUUAUAGAUAUCCACCAGGACAUAAAUACUAUUCAAGAUUUCCAGCUCGAGAUUCUUGUGCUUCACAAAUUGGGAAAGCUACUGCUAAAUUCUUAGGACCUCAACAAAGCCAGAGUAAUCAAGUGGAUCAGCCUAGAGAGAAUGAUCAAGAUCUCAUUGCUAGCCUUACUGUGCAAUGUCAGAAAUUACUGAGCAUGUUGUCUCAGAAAAAUUCAGAUCAGUCCUCCUCUCAACCUAAUGCAGAUCAGCCACUUGUGUCCCAUUUCUCUGGGCAUUAUGAGGACUCAGCAGAUUGGGAUGGGUGAAAGGAUAGGAAAUCUUUACUACUUGAAACUGCCUCAGGAAACCAGUCCUCCUGCUGCUGUUUUUUCAAUUUUAGAUUCUAAGAUUUGUGAUGAAACAUUGUGGCACUAUAGAUUAGGCCACCCCUCUUGUAUCAAGUCUCAUCCUUUAAAUAAGAAAUUAAAAUUCAAUCA
Molecule: messenger RNA, 1638 nt
Organism: Cannabis sativa
Lineage: Eukaryota; Viridiplantae; Streptophyta; Magnoliopsida; Rosales; Cannabaceae
Exons: 2
Coding region: 970-1467 (165 amino acids)
Molecular function (GO): zinc ion binding; nucleic acid binding
Source: RefSeq, a predicted model, not a curated record